Elgaria multicarinata webbii is the source of this 2605-nucleotide messenger RNA. RefSeq names its product ring finger protein, LIM domain interacting (gene RLIM). Gene Ontology annotation, molecular function: ubiquitin protein ligase activity. The record is from RefSeq and is a predicted model, not a curated record. Lineage: Eukaryota; Metazoa; Chordata; Lepidosauria; Squamata; Anguidae. The coding region runs from base 125 to 1921 and encodes 598 amino acids. The transcript is spliced from 4 exons. Gene Ontology annotation, cellular component: cytoplasm; nucleoplasm. Gene Ontology annotation, biological process: random inactivation of X chromosome; protein ubiquitination; ubiquitin-dependent protein catabolic process.
CGGCCCUUCGCGGCGGGAGGACGAGCGGGACGUGUCGGAGCUGCGCCUCAGGCCGUUGCGGGGCUGCGGACGGAGACCCCGGAAGGGCGGAGGGAGAGCGGACAUUUUUCCUACUCUUACCAACAUGGAAAGCUCAGAUUCUAAUAAUAAAGGAAGUGUCGAUCAAUCUGAAGCACAGCGUCGGAGUCAGCUGGACCGAUUGGAUCGGGAAGAAGCGUUCUAUCACUUUGUAAAUAAUCUGAGUGAAGAGGACUACAGGCUAAUGAGAGAUAACAACUUACUAGGCACCCCUGGUGAAAUUACUGAAGAAGAGUUGCUCAGAAGGCUGCAGCAGAUUAAGGAAGGGCCGCCCCAACAGAACAUGGAAGAGAAUAGAGGUGCAGAGUCAACAGAGGAUGUGUCUAAUGGCGAUUCCAUAAUAGAUUGGCUUAAUUCAGUUCGACAGACUGGGAAUACAACACGAAGCGGGCAAAGAGGAAACCAGUCUUGGAGGGCAGUAAGCCGGACUAACCCAAACAGUGGGGAUUUCAGAUUCAGCUUGGAAAUAAAUGUCAACCGUAGUAAUGGGAACCCUAACCCAGAAACUGAGGGUGAGCCACCUGUAGAACCAUCCAGCAGAGAGGAUCUAGAAAAUAUCCAAAGUGAUUCUGAGACUCCACAGUCUGAUUCUCCUCCUGUUGUAACGCAACCUGAAUCAGAAAUGAAUCCUCCUGAAGGGCUAAACGAGGAAGUUUCUCCUCCCAGAGGCCAGAGACGGUCAAGAAGCAGAAGUCCAGAACAACGAAGGACGCGAGCUAGGACUGAUAGAAGUAGAUCGCCGCUUAAUCCAGUGAGUGAAUCUCCUCGGAGGGCGCAUCAAAAUACGUCGUCUCAGACACCUGACCUUCCCCCAGUGAGCGAAGCUGAAGGAAGUUCUAGAACGAGACAACACAUGGUGAUAAGGCAGCAUGCAGCAUCUUCUGAGAUGCCUAGUGAAAAUACCGUGCUAUUUUCAGCCCCUGAAGCAAGACCUGCCCCUCAGGCAACAGGUUCCUCAGAAACAAAUGGCAGUGCAGAGUCUGCGGCCCCUGGACAGAGGCCUCCAACUAUCGUCCUCGACUUGCAAGUGAGACGGGUCCGUCCGGGAGAAUAUAGGCAGAGAGACAGUAUAGCCAACCGAACUCGAUCCAGGUCCCAGACCCCAAACAAUACUGUCACUUACGAAAGUGAACGCGGAGGGUUUAGGCGCACAUUUUCACGCUCGGAAAGGGCCGGAGUGAGAACUUACGUCAGUACCAUUAGGAUUCCUAUUCGUAGAAUCCUGAAUACAGGCCUGAGCGAGACGACCUCCGUUGCCAUUCAGACCAUGUUAAGGCAGAUAAUGACCGGCUUUGGUGAGCUGAGUUACUUCAUGUACAGCGAUAGCGAUGCAGAUCCUGGCGGCCCAGCACCCACCCCAAAUGUCGAAAUGGCAGAGCCGCCGAGUGGAGGUGGCAGUGGAAAUAGCAGUUCAAACAGUGAAGUUCCUGACGCUGUACCCGGGGAGACCUUUGAAGGUAGCAACGAAGGGGGGUCCGCAGCCGCCGGUAGGCGGGAAGGGCGGAAUGCAAGGGGGGCGGUGACUUUUGAAGAAAGUGGGUCUCUGCCAUUCCUUAGCCUGGCACAGUUUUUCCUGCUCAAUGAAGAGGACGACGACCAGCCAAGAGGGCUCACCAAAGAGCAAAUUGACAACCUAGCCAUGAGGAAUUUUGGUGAAAGCGACGCGCUGAAAACCUGCAGCGUUUGUAUCACAGAAUACACAGAGGGCAACAAGCUUAGGAAACUGCCUUGUUCGCAUGAGUACCAUGUACACUGCAUAGACCGCUGGCUCUCGGAAAAUUCGACAUGCCCAAUUUGUCGCAGGGCAGUCUUGGCUUCCAGUAACCGAGAGAGCGUUGUCUAAACGAGGGUGAACUUCCAGCUGAGUACGUGGUGAGCUAACAAUGGGCAAAGAAGCCAUUUUUAUGGCCACUUUUUAUGUGGUGGUUAUAGAUGUAAAGUAAAGAGAUGGUGUGAUCUUCCCUCAUGAAAAUGGAAUUUUAAAAAAACCACACCGUAGCGGAACCUUCUUGAUUAGGGUCCCAAAAAUAAUACCGGGGUUAUGUUGUCAAUUCAAAGGAAAAAAACAAGCAAACCUGCAUUUGCCCAAACACACUUGCCUGUUAUAUAGCCUCAGUUUUCCAACACAAAGUUCACAUUUUCCACCUCACCCCAAUGUGUAGUGAAUGUUGAAGACCUCAACUCUCUGCUCUUCCCUGUGAAGAACAUAACUGGAGUCAUUCAGCUUCAUGCAGCCCAUGCUUCAUUGUGGAUUAAAACAAAAACAAUCUCAGCUACCUUGGCAGAACAGUGAAAUUGCACCCCCUAAGUAUGAUUUUAGCUCCUUUCUUGUAUAGGGUAUUGAAUAUGGUAAUGUAAAUAACACUAAUGUUAGUCCCUCUCCCACUGUACAGCUGCCUCUAAGCCAACACUAUGGUGAACCAUAGAAUGAACUGAUAGUUUAAUGGGGAUAUUUAUCUUGCUGUGAAAAUAUAUUAAUUAAUUGCUUAUGCUUGUUUAAAUAAACUUUUGUUUUAAAAAUGGUAAA